AUGUGCUAUACAGACGAGAUAUCCAACACGUCGAUAAACGGCUGUCCUGGGGCACCGACUAAUCUUUCGUCCAACAAUGACAUAACCGAGAACUUCUCAGUCUGGCCGACCAGCAUCAACCUGUUUACAAGUGGAAAGGUAUCCUCCACCGUUGCCAGCUUGUUUGACAUCCAAUGGCGGACAUUUCGCUCGUCGCGGCAGCCUUCUGGUUACUACGGGCCGAUCGGGAACCCGUUCUCUGAGGGUUACUAUCGACCAAUCUCACAACUGAUCCUCGAGAACGACCUGCAAGCAGUAGAAGGACUGAUUGUGGACAGUAAAGCAGGUCGCGUGGGCUUUCGCAAUCAUACAGUACCAGUCGACGCUCUGGAUGGCGCGGGCUGGAAAGAAGAUAUCUUGUUUAUUGAACCUGAGGCACAGUGCGUGAACACCAACUUGACCCUGGAUUAUUCGUAUCGGGCAAAUGAGACGGGUUCGGGUGAAUUGAGUGAUCGAGUGUUAGUGGACCACGGUGGCUUCGCCAACCUCCCCCAUAUAAGACCUACUGUCGAUCCAAGCAACUUCCAGGCAGAUCCGGCGCUGCGUAGCCGAGCAUACAGAGCGGCUUGGAGUCAUAACAUGUUCCUGAUGCAGUAUUUCAAUGUAACAACGAACGGCUCAGAUGGUUUAGCGCCAUUUGCAUACAUGAACUCAAGGGUCGGACAAAGCUUUCCUCUGCCCAAUGAAUCCGGCUUCCUAGGAACUGCCAUCAUGCAGACGAAUGGAGAUUAUGGCGAUUUGAUCAGUACACCCGACCAGCGCGUGCCGGACACGCCAGGGCCGAAUCCUUUCAAUAUUACCGCGGCCGAUGGCUUCAACAUCGGCUCCGAAGCCUGCCAUUACCCUUCGUUUUUUGCCCGAUCCAACAUGUCCUUUGUGGCUAUCGCGUGUGGGCUUGUGUAUGCUGCCCCGAAGAGGACGGACGGGGGGAACUCCCUGUUCGUAGACUCCAACAGUAAGUGGAGUAUUCCGAUCUACUCCUGCGCAGUUGGGGCCAAAGCAGUCAUCCGCGAAGUUCAGUUCCAAUACAACGGAACCGGGGGCUUGGAGGAACUCGUUAUUCAAAGCAUCAAUGAAAAGGCGUAUUUGAGCCCUUCAGAGAUGCCGCUCUGGGGCGUCGAACGAGCUCAGAAUUACACACUGUACAACUUGCAGCCGCUCUGGGGGAUCGUGUCCUCCGAACUAGCCACUCGCGAUGACAUCUCUGUAGUCCGACGGGACCAUCUCUGGCUUCCCGGGUACCCCGACCCUUCAAUCGCCGUACCGGUUACCGGGAAAAAAGAGCCCAACAUGCCAGGGAACUUAUUCUACACGCGAGCACUACAGGAUCUUUUCCACAUCAGUGCAAGCCUGAAUGAAAUCAUGAGCGCAUACACUGGCGACAUGGAUUUGGCUCUCUACGCUCGAUGGCUCGAGCUGUCCACCUCCCCGGAAGGCAUCGCAAAAUCGCUCGACCUUAUCUGGACCGACCUGGCCGCCAACUCCGUCAUAGGCACCCGGGGCUGGCACAGCGGUCCCCGGCCUCCGUUGAAUUGGAACGGUGUGCCCCAACGCGAUGAGACAAUACCCACACCCCGUGUACCGGUCGUGCUGUGGUCGAGGAGGAUCCGGUAUCAUCUUCCCUACGCUAUCCCGGCAUUUCUCACACUGACUGCGCUUCUUUUCCUCGGCGGAUCGGCCUUCUUCUUUCUGAUCGCUCGCCGCACAGGUCUCGCACAGCUGCGUCAGUCUCUUGCAAUCACCUCGCCAGGCAGGAUACUCGGGCUUUCACAGGGUCUAGAUCGUGAAGGCCAUGAAUGUCAUCUCGCGUCGACGCAGACCUGGAUCCGGCAGAUCGGCGUGCAGCGAGUCAAUUUGCCGGCUCUGAUGGCUCGUCAGAGUGUCCCGUUGCGGCCGGUCGUCACCUCGUCAUCAGCGCUCCUCUCUGGAGAAAGAGACACGCCUGCGAAGGUGCGGAGUGGCCAGGGGUCGGAUUAA
Molecule: messenger RNA, 2016 nt
Organism: Penicillium egyptiacum
Lineage: Eukaryota; Fungi; Ascomycota; Eurotiomycetes; Eurotiales; Aspergillaceae
Source: the annotation of a GenBank genome assembly